Molecule: messenger RNA, 1535 nt
Organism: Toxotes jaculatrix (banded archerfish)
Lineage: Eukaryota; Metazoa; Chordata; Actinopteri; Toxotidae
Product: aldo-keto reductase family 1 member D1-like
Exons: 9
Coding region: 185-1165 (326 amino acids)
Biological process (GO): bile acid biosynthetic process
Cellular component (GO): cytosol
Molecular function (GO): aldose reductase (NADPH) activity; Delta4-3-oxosteroid 5beta-reductase activity
Source: RefSeq, a predicted model, not a curated record
GUCAGGUCUAGCUGUUUUGGUUGGAGUCUGUCUGUAAAUGCUCUCAGCAAGAAGCCACCAACGUACGUGCAUGGAAGUUAAAGCGUCAAGGUUCAAGGUUCAUGGUUCAUGACCAUGCACUACAUUAUUGAUUAAACAGGCUGAGAUCAGUUCAGUUUAACCACAUUUGCACACACACACACACAUGAAUCUGACUGCACAGAGCCACAGUAUCCCUCUCAGUGAUGGAAACCGUAUUCCACUGCUGGGGCUCGGCACCUAUGGGGACCCUCGAACGACACCCAAAGGCACAGCACUUGAGUGUGUUAAGCUGGCCAUAGAUGUUGGUUAUAGGCACUUUGACGGGGCACUGGUGUAUUUCAAUGAGCACGAAGUGGGUCAGGCCAUUAGAGAGAAGAUUGCUGAUGGAACCGUUAGAAGAGAGGACAUCUUUUACUGCGGGAAGCUCUGGAAUACCUUCCAUCCACCAGAGUUGGUGAGACCAGCUUUGGAGAGGACACUGAAAGCCUUAAAACUCGACUAUGUGGAUCUCUACAUCAUUGAGCUUCCUAUGGCCUUCAAGCCUGGAAAAGAGUUCUAUCCAAAACGCCCGGAUGGAAAAUACAUCUACCACCACACAGACCUCUGUGCAACGUGGGAGGCUUUAGAGGCUUGCAAAGACGCAGGACUUGUUAAGUCUCUGGGGGUCUCCAACUUCAACCACAGACAGCUGGAGCUGCUGCUGAAUAAACCUGGCCUCAAACACAAACCUGUAUCCAACCAGGUUGAAUGCCAUCCAUAUUUCACACAACCCAAGCUUCUGGAGUACUGUCGCCAGAAUGACAUUGUGAUUGUUGGCUACUGCCCAGUUGGCUCCUCCAGAGAUGCAUCCUGGGUGAAUGUAAAAUGUCCUCCCCUGCUGGAGGAUGAGCUGCUUGUAUCAAUUGGCAAAAAGUACAACAAGAGUAGUGCCCAGGUGGCUUUGCGCUUCAAUGUCCAGAGAGGAGUUGUAGUGAUCCCCAAGAGCUUCAGUCCCGAGAGGAUCAAACACAACUUCCAGAUAUUCGAUUUUUCACUCACUGAGGAAGAAAUGAAAGCCAUUGAAGCACUGAACAAAAAUAUUCGCUUUGUGGAGCUGCUAAUGUGGAGUGACCAUCCAGAGUACCCAUUUCAUGAUGAAUAUUAGAUAUUUUCAUUUUUUGUGAUGUACAUCGUUUCUCAACUUAAGCUUUUUACACAAAUAAUUGCUAGGAUGUUUACCCUGCAUCUUUUUCACUUUUGAAGGUUUGUACUGAUGCACUUCCACAGCAAACACUAGAGGGCUCUAGCUCACAGUGAAAGAAGAAGACAAAGGUUAAAAAAUAGAUAAAAGAAGGUUUUCAAGAAUAACAUAAAGCUUUGAUGUGAAAUGGAUAACUGUAUAUUUUUUGCAUGUUAAUUUCAAAUGAGUCUUACAUGAAGCAUGUGUAAUACUGAGAGGGAGUUGUUAGUUUCAACUGAUUUGAAAUGGACUGAUGCAACUGCUGCUACAAAUAAAGUUUCAUUUGAAUAUCAGA